AUGUUGUCUGCAACUAAGCCCAUCCUUAUUCCACAACGGAAGAAACUAUUGGAUCUGCCAUCGGAGACAAUGGGACUGAUACUGAGCAAUAUUAGCGUGGAAGAUCUUCAGAAAGUACUCCUGACCAGCCACACCAUGCGUAAUGUGGCCACCGAUUGUCUCACAGGCACAGAUGCGCUCAUUCGAGAUUUCCAACGGUUUGAGAAACGCAAGGAUGUCGAAGAAGGGCUUUGUGUAUGUUGUGAGCGCCAAAAAAGCAACGAUAUGCUGGAUAUAAUACGCGUGGGUAUGGCAAUAUGGGGCGUUGAUGUGGUUGUCGAGGCAACGGCAAGGCAUCACAGGUCGCGUUUAGGCCUGAUGGAUGAGAAUGGGGCCAAUGUAGUGACACAAAUACUCGUCCUGAUAUUCCAAAGUGCAUGUACACUCUCAUCACGAGGUCUUUCACUCCGUGUGUUGGAACUCUUCUCAUCUCGCGCGACUUUGGAGAUGGCCUUGAAUCGCGGGUGCGUAAUGGAUUGUCCGCUCAUGGUGCAUGUGUUGCUUUGUCGCAUCACAGAUCUUACAAGCGAAGAGCUCAGCGCCGCACUUAAUCAGGCGUGUUGGGCAGGAAGCUCGUCGGUCGUGGAGCUUCUUCUUUCAAAAUCGGACGUAGAUCCAUCUGUUGACAACAGUACAGCCUUGUCGUAUGCUUGUGCCGAGAACAAGCCAGAUAUUGUACGUCUGUUGCUCCAAGACAUACGUAUGGAUCCCGCAGUAAUCCACUUUGGCUCAUUCCUGCAGGCCUGUAAACACGGAUACGUGCGUGUAGUCAAACUAAUGCUUGACGACGGCCGUCUUGAUCCAUCUGUCCAGCAGAACGAAGCCUUUAUACAGUCUAGUCUACAUGGUUGCUGUGAGGUCACACAAUUGCUACUCACGGAUACAAGGGUAGACCCAGCUGCCAGACACAGUUGGGCACUUCGGAAAGCGUCGCUCGGUGGCACAUUUAGACAUCCUGGCUUCUCCUCAGCCGUUCUAAACAAUACCACUACGCAGCACUAUAUUAAAAUAGUCCAGCUUCUAUUGGAAGAUGGAAGAGCCGACCCGUCUGCUCAUGAUAACGAUGCAUUUAUUGGUGCAUGUGACCUUGGGUUAACAGAGAUUGCCGAGCUGCUCAUACGGGACAAUAGAGUCGAUCCUACGGCUAGAAAUAAUCGCGCAUUGUUAGAAUCCAAAAAAAAAGGAUACGAUGGCUUAAUACAGCUGCUUGGCAAGGAUGAGAGGGUGGCCCAACUAGUAACGGCAGAGGAAAAGAUUGGUACUUGCAAGUGUGCAUUAGAUAAGUGCAAUCAUCCAUCAGACGCAUCCAAUUGUUAGGACAGCAAAUAUCAUCUUCUCAUCUCGAACUUAUUCUUACAGUUUAAUUCGAAUUGGUCGUGAGAUAGAUGGCUUUUCGUUCUUUCCAGAUCUGUCAUAUCCGUAGUAUAUAUAUAUAAUAUAAAUAUAGUAUUAUGUUAUAUAUAUAUAUAUGUUAAAUAUAUCUGGGCGAAAGUAGUGAACGUCUCAAUAAACAUGCUUCUAUAC
Messenger RNA from Sphaeroforma arctica JP610, 1563 nucleotides. RefSeq lists its product as hypothetical. The coding region runs from base 1 to 1356 and encodes 451 amino acids. The transcript has a single exon. Gene Ontology annotation, cellular component: cytoplasm; nucleus. NCBI's taxonomy places the organism in Eukaryota, Ichthyosporea, Ichthyophonida. The record is from RefSeq and is a predicted model, not a curated record. Gene Ontology annotation, molecular function: protein binding.